Messenger RNA from Onychostoma macrolepis, 6577 nucleotides. It is a transcript of the gene mcu, whose product is annotated as mitochondrial calcium uniporter. The record is from RefSeq and is a predicted model, not a curated record. NCBI's taxonomy places the organism in Eukaryota, Metazoa, Chordata, Actinopteri, Cypriniformes, Cyprinidae. Gene Ontology annotation, molecular function: uniporter activity; calcium channel activity. Gene Ontology annotation, biological process: calcium import into the mitochondrion; mitochondrial calcium ion homeostasis. The transcript is spliced from 10 exons. The coding region runs from base 787 to 2082 and encodes 431 amino acids. Gene Ontology annotation, cellular component: uniplex complex; mitochondrial inner membrane.
AGCGCAGAAUUGUGGGAUAUCAAAGGCAGCAAAGGAUACAUCUAUGCUGCCUUCAAAAUUCGAUCAGAAGAAGGUACCUUCGGAGACAGGAAGUGAAGCAGAAUUUGGAUCCGGACGUGCCUUGAUGCUUUCCCGCCUUGGAAUGAGCUAAAAAAGCUUUAGAGCUUUUGGACGCAGCCAAUAUGUAAUUAUUUAUAUAAACAUUAUUAUUUAUAAGUUCAUUGGAAUGGUGUGUACAGGGGAAGAGUACAUGUUAAUUCAAAAACCCAUUGAUCAACCACUAUUUAGAAUAUAGAAAGGUUAGGAAAGCAUACUGGGAUUGUGUUGUUUAUGUCAACUUUAACAUGGCUGACAAGGUGGUGGUGAUGCAGCACCACCAAGUAGGCUAAUUCCUGGCAUAGGCUAUCUACCACUAUCUCUGCAGUGAACAGAUGUGUAACUCUCUCAAAAUACAGAGAAUAAAACAUUAAGGAUUUUGUUUCGUGGUUUAAUAAUGCAAGCAUAAAAGGUUAAAUAUAGAUAGCAUAUAGAGUUAAAUGUAUUUUUUUUCCUUCCUAGAGAAAGAACAUUGGAGCGCGAGCGUCCCGCGCUCUCUGAUUGGUCGAACUGACGUUCUCUUCAAGUUGUCAAAACUACAGAAUUGCGCGCAUUCUCAUUGGACGAAAAGAGUUUCAAGCGGUGCCAGCAGGUAACCGCUCGGCCAAUCAAAACGCCCCUUUCAUGUUGUCCUAGAGACCGUGGUAUUUCAGUCUACGACUUCCUUAUAUUGACAUUUCAGAGUGUGUUAUGAGAUAUAACCGUCUAACUGUGUCAGAGUUUCACUCGGUAGAAUUACAGGAGCUUUUGCUUCGAACGCGGAACUACAGCAACCUGCUUGUGAAACAUUUGUUCUCAGUCGGUUCGCCCGCAGCACUUGCGUUCUCUCGGCCGGGUUUCACUCCAGAGAUGGCUGCGAAAGUGUGUAGAUCGGUCCUCCUCCUGUCCCGGAGCAGCGGAGCCGUAGCCUCUUCUGCUUUUCCCGCAUUCGGUGUCUCCUCACAGCGGCAUCAUCAGAGCACAAGAACGGAGGCGCUGUCCAUUUCCCUUGGAGGUCACCAGACUGUCAGGAGAGCACAUGGUCUGAGAACAGGUGCCAGGUCUGCUCUCUUCUGUCACCCCAGUGCCACUCUGACAGCCCAGGGCUGGAAGGGCUCCCCCUCAUGGCAGGGUCAAAGACUACUGUGUUCACCCGCUGCUACAGAAGACGUUACAGUGGUGUAUCAGAACGGGUUGCCGGUGGUCUUCGUACGUCUGCCGUCCCGACGAGAGCGCUGCCAGUUCACCCUCAAACCCUUGAGCGACUCAGUGGGGGCUUUCCUUCAGCAGCUGCAGGCGGAGGACAGGGGCAUCGAUAGAGUCGCCAUCUACUCUACAGAUGGAGCAAGAAUAGCAUCCUCGACAGGGAUUGACAUUUUACUUAUGGACAGCUUUAAACUAGUCAUUAAUGACACAACAUACCUGGUGCAGCCGCCCAGGAGAGAUCUGCUACCGCACGAGGAAGCGGAGCGACUGAGCGAUGUCAAAUUCUUGGUGCAGCAGCUCUACACCACCCUCCACAUAGAGGAGCAUCAGCUCACCAAAGAGAGAGCGCUGAUUGGACGACUGGAGGACCUCAACUCUCAGCUCCAGCCCUUGGAGAAGGUUAGAGAAGAGCUGAGUAAGAGCGCUGCGCGCAGGACUACAUGGCUGCUGUGGGGUGGGAUGGCAUACAUGGCCACACAGUUUGGCGUUCUGGCACGGCUGACCUGGUGGGAGUACUCAUGGGAUAUCAUGGAGCCCGUCACGUAUUUUAUCACCUAUGGUACAGCAAUGGCUAUGUAUGCUUACUUCGUGCUGACACGUCAGGAAUAUAUUUACCCAGACGCCAGGGACAGACAGUACCUGCUGUUCUUUCAUAAGGGAGUGAAGAGAACACGCUUUGACAUUGAGAAGUACAACAAUCUGAAGGAUGCGAUUGCUGAGGCGGAGUCGGAUCUAAAGCGUCUUCGAGACCCGCUGCAGUUGCACCUCCCUGUCCCGCAAAUCAAUGCCAGCAAGGACUGAUGAGAACCUGAAGCCCUUUCUGCCUCUCUCUCUUACUUCAUUCUCUUCUGCCUCUUUGCGUUUUGUUUAGUGUCUCUUUUUAUCUUUUUGUUUUAUCUCUACAACCUCAAUGAAAAACCAUAUCCACAGCAAGCUUCGUAGUUUUAUUAUCCUUUUUAUCGUUUCUUUUAAUUUGGCAAGUCUAUGCAGAGGAGAGGAGAUACAAUUAAACGAAACGACAAAACUACAUCCCUGAACGGAUGGCGACGACAGAUGCUCUCAUAUAGCAACAGGACCACAGCUACUUCAGACAGGAAGUUGAGACAUUGGGAUUGAACCAGUACAUCGCUAUGAGACAAUGACCCCAGCGUCUUGCAUGGGAAACAGACUCUGAAAUCUAAAAACCAACAGUUUUUUCCACAUUGGAGUACUGCUGAUAUCCUUAACUCUGACACUUUGCAGAAGAGAUUUCGGGAUGUGGUGCUCUUUUCCGUCUCGGAAAAGAUCCAUUUACCAUCAAGCCAGUCUUCUUGUGGCGAAACCCUUUUGAUUUCUUUCUCGCUUCCUUACGGACCUGUUAAGAGCUGAAGACAGAUCUAACAGCUAAAAUAUCACUGUGUGUUCUAUUAUUCCAAAAAAAAAAAAAAAAGAAUCAAAGAAUUUUGGCACUUUUUUUUUUUAAAAGCCAUAUUAUGUUUAUUAUGAUAAUGGAAAAAAAAGAGAGAAAUGAGUAGAAACUUUUCUUCUUCUCAUUAGAUUUUUUUUUUUUUUUUUAACCAUGCCACCAGACAUUACAUAUCUGCAGAUGCUCUGAUAUUUUAUUUUCUGAGAUCCCCAUCAUAAAACGAAGCUCGAAUAUAGCUCCAUCCCUAACGCUGUGAGCCUCUGAUUGUUUUGUUUUUUUCUCUUUAGAAAUAUGAUACACUCCAUCGGUUUACAUGUUGAUGAGAAACGCACAUGCACACUUGUUGCUUGGCAGAUGGAUCCUCUUUGAAGGUCUUCUCUCUUCUCUAUAAAUCUUCUUUUGAAUAUCAUCAAAUGACAUUUUCCCACAGUGCCUCACAGCAUCUGCUGCAGCGUGCUUGUUACGAAACACCUGUUUAUCAGACGCGAUCCAAGAAAAUUACCCAUCGAACGGUCUUUAGGCAGGUCACUGUGUAAAAUGUGAUUUAUUUUUCUGGAAAAAGGUUCCGGACGCGAUCAGUUUCCCAUCAUUCAUGUGGCGUUUUUAGCUGCAUAUAUCUGCCUCGUAUGCCAAGUCUUCUGGAACAUGCAGAGAACGUGUAAUAUAUUAGAUCUAGAAUUAGCGUGUGUUUUGCACACUUCGUGGCAUGCUAUAGAGAAAGAGAGUGUCGCAUCCUUUGUCUAUAUGUGCUAUCUUUAGCCGACAGCAAUGAUUCUAGCUGGGUUGAGCUUGAUCGUCAACAUCGUUUUCAUUGGUUUUGCCAUGCAUUUUCAGUCCAGUUAUUUAUCAUGUGAGAUUAUAUACAUUAAUGCUAUUAUAAAAACAAAGUUCUCUCAAUCAUUUCACUUUGUUUUCCAGAAAGAUGGGCAACCAGACUAUUUGAAUCUAAGGGAUGUGAAAUUGACUUGACUUUUGUUGCUCUCUAACAAAAUGAUCAUAUCAAGACAAGUCUCAAAAUUGGUUUUUGGGCAUUAUGGUGACCCAUAAUCCUGUUGUCUAUUGUGGGUUUGCCCUACACACUCAGACCCCCGUGGAGAAAUGGCUCCGUUGUUCUGUGGCAGCAGUCUGCUCGUUAUUCCCGGUCAUCCAUGUUUGUGCCUGUGGUCGCCAUUUAAGCGUUUUUAAAGCCAUAUUCAUGUUGCAUUUGUGUCUUUAUAGGUGGAAGGGGCACAUAGAGUCUCAAAUCCCCUUAGCAGCAGCUUGUCCAUUCUUACCAUGUGUUUAAAUAUUACACGGUGAGAUUCCAGCCUACAACUCUAACAGAAGGAACAUUAAAGAAAGAGUUCCUCCAAAAAAAAAGUUGUUUCUGUGAAACUCAAAAGGAGAAAUUUAGUAGAAUGUUCUCGCAGCUCAUUUCUAUACAACAUUCAUACUGACCACGGGCGUCGAUCUUUUAAAAAGUCUUCAUUAGUUAAUAUGACUCUAUAUUUCAAGUCUUCUGAAGCCAUACAAAAAUUUUGAGGAACAGAUUGACAUUUUUCUAAAAACACAGAGUUUCAGAGUUGCGAAAUGGGGAAGAUUGUUAGUUCCCGUUGUGAGUUUAUUUAUCCUCAUGUCAUAAGACAUUUAUUUCUUUGAAAUUCAAAAAAAAAAAAAAAAAUUCUGUUCAUCCAUUGAAAGUUCAUCCAAACAAAAUGUUGAUGUAUCAAAAAGUACAAAAAAAAACGUUUGUAUAUCAAGUGGUUUAAUUCAAGUUUUCUAAAGAGACAUGAACGCUUAUGAUGAAGAGAUUUAAUUUAGUCUUUUAUUAAUACUUUGUGCAAUGCAUAUAAAUGGAGCUCAUCAAAUAUGGUAAAAGGAAGCUCCACAUUAUUUGCUUAAAGUGUGAGAAUGUCAAGCAUUCUUGUGUGAUACAAGAACAAACAUAACUGGUAAAAUUAUUGUAAAGUGUUACCAAUUAAUUAUGUUCAUCAUAUAAAGUAAUUGUGUCUCUUGGAUUAAAUCACUUGAUUCAUAUGGAUUGAUGCACCAAUGUUUUAGUUGUGUGGACUUUUUAAAAGAUGAGACGAUGUUAAAAAUAUCCUCAUGUUGUUGUUUUGUAGAGUCUUUAUUGGUUUAGAAUGACAUAAGGGUGAGUGAACUUUUCAAAGCUAUUGUAUGACUUCAGGAGACCUGGAAUAUAGCCUCUGAAUCAUGUAAACUACUUCUUGUUGUUCUUUUUGGAGCUCAACAGAUAUGGUCACUAUAAACCAAGGUUUUAGAAAAAAAGAACUAAGAACUGUGAAAAUUCUUCAAAUUUUCUCUGUUUUGUGUUUAUUGGGAAUAAAAAACCGCAUCGGGUCUGGAAUGACAUUAUGGUAAAUAUUUGGGGAUCAUAAUCCAUGAUUUGGAAUUUGCAUGUCUGGCUAAAAGCAUAAGUGUUGUGAUGGAUGCCCUUUAAGAGUGACGAUUUAUUGUUGGUGAGGAGUUCAGGUCAAUGGGAGUUACUCGGUGUGCUUGAGUGAAUUACCUUGUGAUUUAACACAGCAGCAAGAUCUGAACUGUAGGCGAUUUUAAAAAAUUUUUUUUAAGGAUAACAGCCUGAUAACUGCAUUAUGUCUGACCCAGCUGGUUUCAGAGGAGAUGCUUUUCUCUUUUAUCCGAAUUUGUUUGAAUAGGGUUUAACAGACUGUAUGCCCGAAUAUAAAAUGAAAUUCAAACUGUGGUUCCAUCGCUCUAGAGGUAGCUGAUGGGUACAAGACACAUGCAUAGCUACUAUUGGUCCGGAAACAACAUUGAGGCAUAAUGCUGAACCUAAGCAUUAAUCACCCUAAAGGAAAUGAGAGAUUUGUGACAAUAUGCAGCUGGUGUGAGCUUCUCGCCUCAGACUUCAUGAGUUUUCUGUUCAUGCAUAACCUUUGUCCAUAGCACUCAAAAUCAGCCGAUGCAUCAUAAGCAUAAAAAUAUCCAUUCUUCCUCACUUAUGUGAUCCACAGUCAUAAAUUCAUCUUUUAUAAACGCACUCCAAAGUUAUUUCAGGGCAAAAAGUCAGCCAUCUCACUCUCCAAGAUCCCCAGUACACUUGACAUCCCUUGACCUACUGAACAUCUGUAAGAGGUCUUGGGUCUGGUCAUUAUCUGAUAAGUUGAACUUCUUUUAGUUCAUUUGUAGGGUUUUCUGUUUGUUUCAGGGUUUUUUAAAUAAUAAUAAUAUAUCAAAUAUAUUGAAUCUAUUCUAAAGCGGGUGUUGCAUGAAUGUAUGUUUACAUGGGGAAAUUAUAUAUAAAUGAAUCAAAAAAAGCAAAGAUUAUUAUGAAUGCUGAUUGCAGAUUAACAGACUCCUGGUUCAUCAAGAGUUUGGUUUGUUUUUUUGUUUUUUUCCCCCCCAGCCAAUCCCUCAGCCUUCAUGAUCCAGCAGCAAGCACGCUCUCGGCAGCUGCAAGGUUCUGAUUGGUCAAGGAUCUCCUGUACAUUAUGUCUUGUUUUUAAGCCUCUCUUUGCUCUCUCAAUCUCAAUGCUGCUGCUCGAUCGCUGCAGUGCUGCCUUUAUUCUGAUCUGAGAACAGAGAGUAUGGAAGACCUGACCUUCUCAAACACCCCUCGCUCCAUCCAUUUGCCUGUCUUUCUUUAGCGCCUUAUUAUACUCCCACACUGAUUAUCUUUUAGUUAUGUGUAUUAUUUUAAAGUUUUCUUCAUGUGCACUUAAAACGAAAAUUAUGUUUUGGGGAAAAAAGGUAAUGGGUCAUGCUGAAUGAAAACCAUUUUUCAUAUUCUCUGUUUGUUCAUUUUUUCAUUGGCGUCGGAUGCUGUAAUGUUAGAAGAAUUCAAAAAUGACAAUGUAAAAUCCUGUAUCAUUUAUGAAAUGUGUAUAAAAGAGAAAUGUAAUUCAAUUAUCAAUAAACACUUAUCCAGUU